GCUCAUUCCUUCUCAUUCAUUUUGCCCAGAAGCUUCCUGCUUCAGAGCCGAAGGUGAUUUGCAGAUUUUAACUUAGAUCUCUAGCAAGUGCUACAAGGAAGAAAAGAUCCUGAAGAAUCAAUCAAGUUUUCCGUGAAGUCAAGUCCAAGUAACACCACUGCCUUAACCACAAGCAGGAGAAAUGAAGCACAGUAUCAACUCGUAUGAAAACGUCAGUGACACAGCAAGAAAUAAUUCCGACUGUCCUCGUGUGGUUUUGCCAGAAGAGAUAUUUUUCACAAUUUCCAUUGUUGGAGUUUUGGAGAAUCUGAUCGUCCUGCUGGCUGUGUUCAAGAAUAAGAAUCUCCAGGCACCCAUGUACUUUUUCAUCUGUAGCUUGGCCAUAUCUGAUAUGCUGGGCAGCCUAUAUAAGAUCUUGGAAAAUAUCCUGAUCAUAUUGAGAAACAUGGGCUAUCUCAAGCCACGUGGCAGUUUCGAAACCACAGCUGAUGACAUCAUCGACUCCCUGUUUGUCCUCUCCCUGCUUGGGUCCAUCUUCAGCCUGUCUGUGAUUGCCGCCGACCGCUACAUCACCGUCUUCCACGCACUGCAGUACCACAGCAUCGUGACCAUGCGCCGCACUGUGGUGGUGCUUGCGGUCAUCUGGGCGCUCUGCACGGCGAGUGGCAUCGCCAUGGUGAUUUUCUCCCAUCACGUGCUCACGGUGAUCACCUUCACGUCACUGUUCCCGCUGAUGCUGGUCUUCAUCCUGUGCCUCUAUGUGCACAUGUUCCUGCUGGCUCGAUCCCACACCAGGAAGAUCUCCACCCUCCCCAGAACCAACAUGAAAGGGGCCAUCACACUGACCAUCCUGCUUGGGGUCUUCAUCUUCUGCUGGGCCCCCUUUGUCCUUCAUGUCCUCUUAAUGACAUUCUGCCCAAGUAACCCCUACUGCGCCUGCUACAUGUCUCUCUUCCAGGUGAACGGCAUGUUGAUCAUGUGCAAUGCCGUCAUUGACCCCUUCAUUUACGCCUUCCGGAGCCCAGAGCUCAGGGACGCAUUCAAAAAGAUGGUCUUCUGCAGCAGUACUGCUAGAAUGACUGAUUCCUGAUUUUAGAAUCCAUGGGAAUAACGUUGCUAAGUGACAGAAUAAUGUGACAUUCCAACAAAUGCCAGUGCUCCUGACUGGCCUUCCUUCCCUAAUGGAUGCAAGGAUGAUCCCACCAGCUAGUGCUUCUAAUAGCUAGGUUCUAUGUGAACAGUCUUACUGUAGGGGCAACUUUUUAACUUUGUAACUGGAGAGAUAAAACAAUGUAGUAAAAGAAGGAUAGAAUACAAAGUAUUAGGUUGGUGCAAAAGUAAUUAAGGUUUCUGCCGUUACUUUCAAUGACCAAAAAUUGCAAUUACUUUUGCACCAACCUAAUAAACACGGCAAUAACAACUCAAGGGCUUUGGGUUAAGGCAAAGGCUUCCUUUCCUGUGGACAUCUAGCAAGCCAGUGCUGGGGUGGAGGCCAUUGCAGCCAAUUUCCAGAAGUUAAAGUACCUGGUCAUGCAACUCCAGGCAGAAGCUGUAGGGUCUUUGUAAGUCAAUAAUACACUGGGAGGAUUACAUUGCUGCAGCUGGAUUUGUCUGUCUCCCACAGCCACGUGGAAUUUCUGCCCUCCUCCUUCUCCCUGUUAGCCUGAUGUAUUGAAGCCACCUCAGUUUCUGAAAGUAGGCUGAGUAUAAACUAUAAAUGUCAACUAACCAGCUUCGAGUUUCCAGUAACAAAUGAACCUCCUCUGUCAGUCUUCUUUGUCACUCAGUAUCCCACUGGCCUUAAAACCCUUUCCUGUUACAUUUCCUUGUGCUUUAUGAGCAUACAUUUCAAAGGAAGAAAUGAAAAUUUAAUCCAUUUAGUUCCUAUGUGGGAAUACAUAAAGGCCACAUGAAAAUUGCCACUAUUUGAAGAAGCUAUAACCAAACUACGUGCAUUUGUUCAAAUGUAGAAGUACAAGACAAGAGCCCCAAUGUGUAUUUUAAGAAACAGAGAGAGACAGAGAGAGAGAGAGAGAGUGUGUGUGUGUGUGUGUGUGUGUGUGUGUGUGUGUGUAUUUUUACCAUGCUUUUGGACUAUGGGGGAAACCAAAACCAAAACAAGACUUCAAGAGACAGUGCUGUUAUUAGAGCCCCAAGCCAAAGACCUGAGGGAAGCAAAACCACCUCCUUCUGCAGACGAGUGUGAAAGCAGACCCGGUCACUGAGAAGUGUCAGCCUCCCACCAGCCAAGACGCCAGCUAUGGUAGAGUGGCAACCCCAGUAGGAAUGAAAGAAACAUAAUUUGCGAGUUCAUUCAUUUUUAACAGCUAAAAAUCAGCUUAAAGGAGAAGCACAUUCUGAUUGUAAGUCCCCGCUAAGUUGGAGGGUGACCUGAAGGGGGUGAAAGGUGAAAGGGACAGAGGAGAGCAGUAGGGCUUCAGAGGACACCAGGCUCAGGGUCUGCAGGGUGGAUGGUAUCUUCCAGAAGAGGCAACGCUUUGCCCUCAGGAGAGUUUCCCAGAGCUGCUGAGGGGAGAAGACAGCCACACGCAGGACCAACUUUUUGGUGAUGGGUUUGAUAUUAGACAUGGCAAGGACAAGAACUUCAGAAGCAAAGGAGGCAGCUGGAGUCAAGUGAGGACAGUGGCAGGCACGCUUCCGCAUGGCCUGUGCCACAGAUGGAGGUGAGAGGUGCACCUGCUUGUCCUCUGCUUUGUGGACAUCCUUCCCUAUUUGAUCCUUCCCCUGCCAAAUGGACUAUGUUACUCUAACACUAACCUGUAUUUAUUAAUAUAUGAGAUAGACAUAAGUUAAUUUUCCAUGAAAUCUAAAGCACAACCCUAGAACUAAUUUUUAAAAGUGUUAUUUCUACCACUGAAAAGUAAUGUAUAGCAUAUUUUAUGUGAUUAAAGUGCAUAUUCUC
Piliocolobus tephrosceles (Ugandan red Colobus) is the source of this 2923-nucleotide messenger RNA. It is a transcript of the gene MC2R, whose product is annotated as melanocortin 2 receptor. NCBI's taxonomy places the organism in Eukaryota, Metazoa, Chordata, Mammalia, Primates, Cercopithecidae. The record is from RefSeq and is a predicted model, not a curated record. Gene Ontology annotation, cellular component: membrane. The coding region runs from base 182 to 1090 and encodes 302 amino acids. Gene Ontology annotation, molecular function: corticotropin receptor activity. Gene Ontology annotation, biological process: G protein-coupled receptor signaling pathway. The transcript is spliced from 2 exons.